Molecule: messenger RNA, 5367 nt
Organism: Talaromyces proteolyticus
Lineage: Eukaryota; Fungi; Ascomycota; Eurotiomycetes; Eurotiales; Trichocomaceae
Product: putative Rho guanyl nucleotide exchange factor
Exons: 2
Coding region: 1-5367 (1788 amino acids)
Molecular function (GO): guanyl-nucleotide exchange factor activity
Source: RefSeq, a predicted model, not a curated record
AUGUCUCAAUACCAGGGUGGUCACCAGGGGUACUUCGGCCAGAAUUCUGCUGCCGCUCAGAAUGCGUCGCAUCGUCCCCAAUACACUUCCUACUCUCCCCAGCCAGAACAGGCCACUCUUCCGUUGAGACGAAUGCCCAGUUAUAUUGCUGGCGACGAUUCGACUUACGCUCCUAGCGGAUCUAAUGAUCCUGGAUAUGGGCCUCAAGGCCAUGUACCUGCCCCAAAUGUUUACAAUAAUCUGACAAACACCUCGCAGGCCAACUUGGGUUCGAGACACUCUCAGUUCUCAGUGAAUAGCUCCCAACAAUCAAACCCGAGUCGCGCAUCUUCACAUGGUUCAUCGGCGAUCUCUACUUAUCAAACACAGGCAUACCAAGCUUCAGUCCUACCUCCAACGUCCCCGACUACAGCAUACAACCCCCAGCAAUAUGCCCGGCCGCACUCGUUAUCUCAACCGCCGUCCAUGUCCUACAACCCACAAGCAUACACCAGCGUCGGUGGUAAUCAACAAUAUACAAAUGCCACAUCAGCAUAUCAGCCCUAUAAUCCGGCUGCUUAUCAACCAAACCCAGCAUUACACCGGCAACAGACGAAUGCUUCGAUACGCUAUCAACAACCCGCUGCAUAUGGAAUGCCGUCUCCCCAACCACAAGGCCCCCCGCUUCCUCCUCGGGGGGCAGAUCAUCCUUACGGCCCGCGUCAGACCCAGUAUCCAGAAACAUCCUCGGUUCCGAACUAUGGUUAUUCUCCCACAAACCAAGCCUCGCCCUCGCUGAACUACAAUUCAUCGUUAUACCAUACUGGGCAGGUAUCGCCAGGCUAUGCGUCAAAUCAAUCUUACAUGGGCUCGAGUCCGAAUUCGCUCCCUUCACGCCAACCUUCAUACACAUCACACGCGUCGUCUCCUCCCCCAGCAGUGCAGCCGUCUCCUUCUAUUGAGGAACGGCCUCCUGCGCCACCUGCUCACCAAUCCCAUGGUGAUUCAGGAUACGGGAAGCGUUCGAGUAUCUCAGGGCCGUCUUUGAGGAAUUCAGGAUCGUCACCAACCUACCAGACAAAUCCGUCAUCGUUUCCACGAAGGACAGAUACUCUCACGCGCCAUCCACAAUCUCGCCCUCUUCCUGGUCCUCCACCUGAUGCCGAAGCGGAGAUACAGAAUGGUUCAACAAGUACUUAUGAUGAUCUAAUGAGAGAGGUUGAAGCUGCUAUGCAAGGGAAAUCUUCAGAAAUGAGAAACAAUAAUACCACGUGGUCAUCUGAUAUGGGAGAAGAACUCACCGGGGAUGAGCCUCGUCCUUUACUUACUCAUGGAGACAACCAGACACCCCAGUUGUCUCCUGAUGAGCACCACACACACACAAAUGGGAGUGUUGCAACUGGUACAGGGGAAUACGUUAAUUAUGAUGCGUACAGCGAUGGCAGUGAGGCAGAAGCCGCAUUCGGAGUUGCAUCCAUGCAGAUAGCAGCGGAUGAAGAGGGAAGAAACAGAGGCGGAACAUCGGCUUCGUUAUUCAACCCGCAUGGACACCAACCAUCUAGCCCCAGGUUGUACACGUCUUAUCAAGAUGCUAGUAGCGACAGUGAUUAUGUAAAUCAUGAUUUGUCGCUAUAUGGAGGAGGUUACGACGGCCAGAUGCACUACGGGGUUCCACUAGCUUCAAGUUCCGAGAUAAAGCUCCCCCGAAUAUCGACUUCUAUACCAAACUCCGGAGGAUCGCGCAACGGGCAUACUGCUAAUGAAGACUCAGUACAAGCAUUCACUCCCACUACUCCAGCGCGUGUUGAUACUGGGGGUACAGGCGGAUUUGCAAGGCCGGGUGCUGCGGGACACCGUAUGAGCUUCGAUGACAUUGAUGAAGAAACUGUGCUGGCGAUGCCUGAUAGUGAUGCUCCAUCUGGAAGUCAAAGUCCGGAGAAGGGUGAGCCAGCAGACCUUUUCUACCAUCCAGGAAUGCGUCCACUUCCUCCUGCCCCUGUUGAACCUGCGAACAAGCAAAGUAUUUUGCCGCAUUUGAUUCCCGCAGGAACUUAUCGAAACAGUCAAACAAGUGAUGAUCAUGAUGACCUCGAUCAGUUCAGGCCUCUUCCGCAAAACAUUUCUUCCGAUGCUUACUCACAAUCACAAACUAACUUGUAUCAAGUUCCGCGGUCGUCAUCCUUAUCGAGUCAUAGCAGUACGCCGCGUACUGAAGCCCCCAUCAGAUCCAAAACCGAUGCGGAUCGUGUGAAAUAUAAGCAGCAGCAGGAGUUUUUGCGCCAGCAAGCGCAAGAUGUGACUGGCUCUCUCGGGUACAAUGCUACGCCAGAACCGUCUGCUAUAGCUCUUGAUCUACCCACCAUUCCUGCUAACAGAAGGAAGAAAUUUAACCCAGCGAAAUUAUCGUCGGAGCAAUUUCGUAAGUGCUCGGAGCCUUGGGCGCUUAGUUCAAUUGUUGCUUGGGUAAAAGAUCUGAGUGAAGGUGAAACGGAUCUUAAGGUGCAUGCUGUUAUCAAUGCCAUUGUUGCACUGUUCACACAUAAAGUACCCACGAUGAACACUGCUGAUGCGGAAACUCUCGGUGCUUCAGUUGUCAAAAGUAUGCUGGAUGAGGGUGCAUUGAUCGAAGAUGAAGAGUGGGUCAAAUUCAGCGACACAUCAUUGUCUGGUGUUUUGUUCCAGAUUACCGGGAGCGGAUGCUAUUCUUCACGACUUCACGUUCAUGAAACUAAAAACUUUGGUCGCUGCUACUCUCGCCAUUGCAUGAGAACGCUAAGGAAGAUCAACCUCAGGGCUCAAGUGAUGGAGCCCCAGAAGAAGGCGCAAGACUGGGUUACAUUCUAUGGAAUCCCUAAAGAAGUCUGGGAAGCCCAUCCUAAGAAAGAGCUCGACCGUCAAAAUAACCUUCACGAAAUUGUCACUACCGAAGACUCCUAUAUUGGUCAGUUAGACGUGCUGAGAGAGCUUUAUCGUGAUCAACUAGCCGGCAUGCAACCGUCCAUUAUGAGCCCGAAACGCCUGGAAAAGUUCUUACAAGACGUUUUUGGAAAAGUUGAUGAUGUCAAAAGGGUCAACGAGGAUUAUCUCUUGGCACAGCUCAAGUACCGGCAGAAGGAACAAGGACCUUUUAUCACUGGCUUCAGUGAUAUCUUUCGGGAGUGGAUACGAAAAGCAAAGGCAGUUUACAUAGACUACGCUGCCACUUUUCCUCAAGCCAAUUUCUUGGUUCGCAAGGAAGCUGAGCGUAACCCUGUCUUCCGGCAAUUUUUGAAUCAAGCUCGUGACAACAAAUUAUCAAACCGUCUCAGCUGGGACACGUAUCUCAAGUCCCCCAUUACGCGAAUUCAGCGAUACACCUUACUUCUAUCGACAGUGCACAAAAAUAUGGUCAAGGAUUCAGAGGAGAAGACUAAUCUAGCACUGGCUAUUGAGGAGAUCAAGGUUGUUGCAUUAGAUUGCGACAAUAAGGUUGGUGAGAUGUCAAAGAAGGUUGAUCUCAUGGAACUUUCUGCAAAACUUCAACUCCGACCAGAGAUGAGAAGCGAAGUCGAGUUGAAUCUUGAACAUCUAGGAAGAGAAAUAAUCUUCCAAGGCGAUCUCCAGCGGCCUGGUAACCGAACGAGGUUCAAUUUGGUUGACACACACGCGGUUCUUUUCGAUCACUAUCUUGUAUUGGCUAAGGCAAUGCAAGGCAGUAGGGCCGAUAAAUCAGAAGUGUAUGAUGUGUCGAAACUACCGAUUCCUAUGGACUUGCUCGUCCUGGAGAGUACGAAUGAUGACCCGGUGGUGAAAUCGUCGGUAAAGGGCAUAUCAGCAGUGGCGCCUCCAACAGCUGCUGCCGCCGCCGCAGCGCGCGGCCCUGGUCCUGGUACUCUGACACAUACUACCAGUGCCAACUCCGCAGCUUCGGCCGGGGGCUCUUCUACUAAGUCGUUUGUGGCAACAACUGUUCUUGACAAUUCCAAGGACGACAAAAUCUUGUACCCUUUCAAGGUGAAACAUUUGGGUAAGACGGGUACUUACACGCUUUUUGCGCCAUCAAUUCAAAACAGGCAAGACUGGUGUGAAAAGAUUAUAGAAGCCAAGACGAGACAUGCCGCUUCCCUGUUCGCGCAAAAUGCUGAGCCUUUCCGACUGCGAGUGCUAGCUGACGCUGCUUUUGUCUACUCUGAAGCACCAGCUGCUAAACCUGUUAUGAUUAAUGGUACACCACUGGAUCGGGCUAUACAAGAUGUCGAAGCCAAGUAUUCCAAUAUAGGCAUAAGGCCUAAUCCUGUCUGCAGAGCAUCUGUUAAUUGUGCUACGAUAUUCAACCAGCCAAGCGGACGACUAAUGUGCGCUAUUGGCACCGAUGUCGGUGUUUUUAUGUCGCAAUACGAUGACCCUCGUGGCUGGGGCAGGGUAAUUACAAUCAGCCGAGUUACUCAAAUUGCAGUUUUUGAAGACUUCAACUUGCUACUCCUCAUUGCCGACAAGUCCCUCAUAGCAUAUCACCUGGAUGUUGUUUGUCCAACCAGUGGCGUACCUUCUCAAACGUCUCAACAUGAUUCCGCACGCCGAGCUCCACAGAAGAUAUCAGGAAAUCGUGAAGUUGGUUUCUUUUCAAUCGGUAGAAUGAAAGAUCGAGUAUUGGUGUUUUACAAGAAGAGAGAUGGCAUUUCAUCAACUUUCAAGGUUAUCGAACCUGUCCUUCACAAGUCAACGGCUAGCCGUCCGCGUAUCUUUUCCUCUCGUCGCGGGCAAACUGAAUUCUUCCGCGAGUAUGACGAGUUCUACAUUCCUACGGAAAGUUACAAUAUCAACUUGUUCCACACCUCUCUGGCUAUUUCCACGCAACGUGGUAUUGAGGUCUUGACGCUUGACAAGAAACAGCCCUGGUCUGUACCGAAUCUCAGCUCUGAUGUCCCGGAGACACAGCCCUAUUUGACCAGUAUUGCAAGCCGGAUCAAAGAUCUGCGGCCCCUUGGCAUGUUCCGACUUAGCGACAGCGAGUUCUUACUGGCGUACAGCGAAUGUGCAGUCUAUGUCAACAAACUCGGCGAUGUAUCUCGAAGCGUUGUCAUGGAAUUCGUUGGCCGAGCACAUACGGCUUGUCUAUAUGGAAAAUUCCUCAUUUUACUGAAUGACGAUUUUAUCGAGGUCCGCAAUGCCAUGAACGGUCGAUUGAGGCAGGUCAUCCCUGGCCGUAAUGUGGUCUGUCUCGAUGACAGUGGCAACUUUUCUGGACCUGCUAGCAACUUUUCGGAUUCCGGCGUUAAUGGACAACAUACUUUGACAAGAGACCUCGCUCGCGUUGGUCGUACGGUGAAAAUCUGCAUGCAGCACCCAGAGUACGAGCGCAGUCAGAUCGUGGUUGAGCUGAUCGAAAACGAAGGGCAAAAAGACUAG